This is a messenger RNA of Manihot esculenta (cassava), 989 nucleotides long. RefSeq names its product calmodulin-7. The transcript is spliced from 2 exons. Gene Ontology annotation, molecular function: enzyme regulator activity; calcium ion binding. Bases 234 to 683 code for a protein of 149 amino acids. NCBI's taxonomy places the organism in Eukaryota, Viridiplantae, Streptophyta, Magnoliopsida, Malpighiales, Euphorbiaceae. The record is from RefSeq and is a predicted model, not a curated record.
UUGAAAAAAGAAAAUGGUGGUGAAAGGGCAUUAUGGUCAGACGGGGAGCUGAGGGAAUAAAUUGAAAGAUUUUGAAGCAGGGUUCAGCUUAAAUAACACGCCAUCUGUUAUCUGUUGCAUCUCUCUCUUCUGUCUUCAAACGCGGAAUUUUCUGACUCCUCUCCUUUUACAUUCAUAUUGGAAAAUUUUUGGAAGAUUUCAAUCUCUGAAGAACGAAGGAAAAGCGACUACAAAUGGCAGAUCAACUUACCGAUGAUCAGAUCUCCGAAUUCAAGGAAGCCUUCAGCUUGUUCGACAAAGAUGGAGAUGGUUGCAUUACCACAAAGGAGCUUGGGACCGUGAUGAGAUCGCUGGGACAGAACCCAACUGAGGCAGAGCUCCAGGACAUGAUUAAUGAAGUUGAUGCUGAUGGGAAUGGAACUAUUGAUUUCCCUGAGUUUCUCAAUCUCAUGGCCAGGAAGAUGAAAGACACGGACUCCGAGGAGGAGCUGAAAGAGGCCUUCAGAGUUUUUGACAAGGAUCAGAAUGGUUUUAUUUCUGCUGCUGAGCUACGCCAUGUGAUGACAAACCUCGGCGAGAAGCUUACAGAUGAAGAAGUUGAUGAAAUGAUAAGGGAGGCAGAUGUUGAUGGUGAUGGCCAGAUAAAUUAUGAGGAAUUUGUCAAAGUCAUGAUGGCAAAGUGAUCAACCUAGUCCCACCAAAACUGAAAACAAUGGAAGGAUUUCUAUUUUCCUUUUAAUUUUUAUUUUAUUUUGUUUUGUUUUUGUUAUUUUGGGAAAAUUUUAUCUAAUGUUGUUGAAUCAGGCUCUUUAAAGGCAGUUGUGAGAUCUAUCCGGGGUGGUCGACUGUUGGGUUUUACUCUUAAUGUGAUGUUUCUAAUGAAUUGCUAAACACAAUUGCCUUUGGCACUUUGUUUUCGUUUUUGUAGUCUCUUUUGAAUUUGAACUUACUUUGGAGGAUUCAGUGCAAUGUGCUGGAUUUUUGGAUUA